Cicer arietinum (chickpea) is the source of this 3400-nucleotide messenger RNA. RefSeq lists its product as uncharacterized. Gene Ontology annotation, molecular function: ATP binding; protein binding; protein kinase activity. The record is from RefSeq and is a predicted model, not a curated record. NCBI's taxonomy places the organism in Eukaryota, Viridiplantae, Streptophyta, Magnoliopsida, Fabales, Fabaceae. Gene Ontology annotation, biological process: protein phosphorylation.
UCACAUUCAAUACAUACUCUUCAAAUAGUAUUUCAAAGAAUUCAAUUAAUCACUCUUCUCCCUUUCCUUUGCUUCCAAUCCAAGUAAAUUAUUCUCUAUGCUCAAUUCGUUUUGACCAAGUGACCCAUCCUCCAAUUAUGAUUUUUAGCUUGGGAUCCGUGGAGUUAAACUUAAAUACAAAGCUGAUACAAAAUUGAUCAUUCAAGAAGACAUGGCCAAAGAAACUCCAACUACUUCCAAGUUUCUCUCAUUUAUGUGCCUUUUCAUGUUCAUGCUCAACUUCCAAUCAUCUCAUGGAGAACAGGAGUACAAGCUUCUCUUAUCCUUCAAAGCAUCCAUCCACUUUGAUCCUCUUCACUCUCUCUCCAACUGGGUCAACACUUCCUCUGACACUAUCUGCAAAUGGCACGGCGUAGUGUGCGACAAUUGGUCGCAUGUUAACUCCGUAUCACUCUCAGGGAAAAACAUCUCCGGAGAGAUUUCCUCGUCAAUCCUCCAACUUCCACAUGUUACAAAUCUCGACCUCUCCAACAAUCAACUUGUUGGAGAUAUUGUCUUCAAUUCUCAAGUCCUCUCUUCACUUCGUUACCUCAAUCUCAGCAACAACAACCUCACUGGUUCUUUACCUCAAUCCUUAUUUUCUACAUCGUUUAUCAACCUCGAAACUCUCGAUCUCGUAAACAACAUGUUUUCAGGGAAAAUACCCGACCAAAUUGGAUUACUUUCAAGCUUAAAAUAUCUUGAUCUAGGUGGCAAUGUUUUAGUUGGAAAAAUUCCAAAUUCCAUCACUAACAUGACAUGUCUAGAAUACUUGACUUUGGCUUCAAACCAAUUAGUUGGUGAAAUCCCAACGGAGAUAUUCCGAAUGAAAAAGUUGAAAUAUAUUUACUUGGGAUACAACAAUCUUUCAGGUGAGAUACCAAAGAACAUUGGAAAAUUAUUUUCUUUGAAUCACCUUAAUCUUGCUUACAACAAUCUCACUGGAACAAUUCCUGAAUCACUGGGAAACCUCACAUCUCUUCAAUAUCUCUUUCUCUACCAAAACAAACUCACUGGCCCAAUUCCACAAACGAUUUUCGAAUUGAAAAACCUUAUUUCACUUGAUCUCAGUGAUAAUUCACUUUCUGGUGAGAUUUCAAAUCUUGUUGUCCACCUUCAAAAACUAGAAAUUCUUCAACUUUUCUCAAACAACUUCACAGGAAAGAUUCCAAACACAAUAGCAUCAUUACCUCACCUUCAAGUUCUUCAGCUCUGGUCAAACAAAUUAACAGGUGAGAUUCCACAAGAACUUGGAAAAAACAACAACCUCACUAUACUUGACCUCUCUUCCAACAACCUAACAGGCAAAAUCCCAAACAGUUUAUGUGCAUCCAAAAAUCUUUACAAACUUAUCCUCUUUUCAAACUCUUUCAAAGGUGAAAUACCAAAAGAGUUAACCUCAUGCAGAACCUUACAACGAGUGAGACUUCAAAACAACAACUUGUCCGGGAAAUUACCAUUUGAAAUGACUAAAUUGCCCCUUAUAUACUUGUUGGAUAUCUCUGGUAACAAACUUUCUGGAAGAAUUGAUGACCGAAAAUGGAACAUGCCAUCACUUCAAAUGCUGAAUUUGGCUAACAAUAAUUUCUCAGGUGAAUUACCAAACUCUUUUGGGACUGAAAAACUGGAAGGAUUGGAUUUAUCAGAGAAUCAAUUUUCUGGUAAUAUUCCAAUAAGUUUUAGAAAUUUACCUGAACUAGUUCAAUUGAAACUCAACAAUAACAAGUUUUUUGGUAACAUACCAGAAGAACUUUUUAAAUGCAACAAGCUUGUUGCUUUAGAUUUAAGUAACAAUCAGUUAAGCGGUAAAAUUCCGGCGAAACUUGCCGAGAUGCCAGUUCUCGGUCUACUCGACUUAUCGGAGAAUCAAUUUUCCGGCGAAAUUCCGAAGAGUUUAGGAAGCAUUGAAUCACUUGUUGAGGUUAAUAUAUCGUUUAACCAUUUUCAUGGAAGUUUACCUUCCACUGAAGCUUUCUUUGCAAUCAAUGCAAGUUCAGUCGCCGGCAACAACCUUUGCGACCAUAACGGUGAUGAUUCUAACGGUUUACCACCAUGCAAAAGUGAUCAAUUCAAUUCAACUACGUUGUUUGUUUUAAUUUGUUUUCUGUUAGGGUUUGUUGCGUUGGUUGGUGCUGGUUUUCUUCUAGUUUUUAUACGUAGAAGGAAGAAGGGUGUCGAGAUUCGAAGAUUUGAAAAUGAAGACGGUUCAUGGGAAGUGAUGUUUUUCGAUUCCAAGGGUUUGAAAUUGAUUAACGUGGAAGAUGUUUUAUCGUCGGUGAAAGAAGGAAAAGUGAUUUCAAAGGGAAAAAAUUGGGUUUCUUAUGAAGGAAAGUGCGUUUCGAAUGAAAUGCAAUUCGUUGUGAAAGAAAUAAGCGAUUUAAAUUAUCUUCCUUUGAGUUUCUGGGAUGAUGCGGUGGAGUUUGGGAAGAAAGUGAGACACGUUAAUAUUGUGAAGCUUAUUGGAAUGUUUAAGUGUGGGAAAAGAGGGUAUUUGGUUUAUGAGAAUGAAGAGGGAAAGAAAUUGAGUGAAAUUGUUUAUAAUUUGAGCUGGGAAAGGCGAAAGAAAAUUGCUGUGGGUGUUGCGAAAGCGAUAAAGUUUUUGCAGUGUGAGUGUUUGUGGAAUGGUUUGGUUGGUGAGGUUUCGCCGGAGAUUGUUUUGGUGGAUGGAAAGGGUGUCGCCCGCCUCAUGCUCAACCCUCCCGGCAUUGGAACGGAUUUCAAGGGUUUUGUUUCUUCAGCCUACGUUGCUCCAGAGGAAAGAAAGGGGAAAGAUGUGACGGAGAAGAGUGAGAUAUAUGGUUUUGGAGUUAUGGUGAUUGAAUUAUUGACUGGGAGAAGCCCUCUGGACAUAGAAGCAGGAAAUGGCAUACAUCACAAGAAUAAUAUUGUUGAGUGGGCCCGUUACUGUUACUCUGAUUGUCAUAUUGACACGUGGAUAGAUCAUGUCAUAAUGAAGGGUGGAGAUGCAUCCACCUAUGAAAACGACAUCGUGGAAACCAUGAAUCUUGCUCUGCAUUGUACCGCAACUGAUCCCACUGCAAGGCCAUGCGCAAGAGAUGUACUCAAAGCCCUAGAGACCAACACAUUCACUUUUUGCUGAUUUUUUCUUUGCGUGUUCUCUAAUCUUUCUUACAAGUUUUUCAUAUUUUUCUCUUUCUUAAUUUCAGUUUUCUCUUUUUUCUACUUGAUUUGUUAAAGUUUUUAAUUAGUUUAGCAUAAGUAAGUUGUUGAUCAAGAAAUUGUUCAAGAAAUGUGUGCUUGAUAUAUUAUAUAUAGAGCAUGCUUGACAUACUUAUUAUCAUGAGUGUAAAAGUAAAUGUAAAUAAGUUGAAUGUUAUAUAAAAUCAAUGCAUUCUCAAUA